Messenger RNA from Erythranthe guttata (spotted monkey flower), 2711 nucleotides. Its product is annotated as endoribonuclease. Gene Ontology annotation, molecular function: diphthine-ammonia ligase activity. Lineage: Eukaryota; Viridiplantae; Streptophyta; Magnoliopsida; Lamiales; Phrymaceae. Gene Ontology annotation, biological process: protein histidyl modification to diphthamide. The record is from RefSeq and is a predicted model, not a curated record.
CUCCCGAGUGGUUCACUAUACAGAGGUCUCUAUUUAAACGUGCGCCGGCCGAUCGCUGCCGUCGAGGAACUGACCUUAUUCCGAGCAGUUCGACCGUUCCAGUUGAUCAACUGAGAAGAAUCGCGAAUUUGUGAAGUUUCCAAGCAAGUAGGAAUUGAAACCUAUUGGAGAGUAAGUGACGUGGCCCGAUCCUACUGGAAAUUUAGCUCUCGCGUUUCGAAACCCUAGUCAACUCAACCUGCGGAGGUAUUUGGCGGCGGCGAUAAUGGAAGUGGUGGCGCUAGUCAGCGGCGGUAAGGACAGUUGCUACGCGAUGAUGAAAUGCCAGCAAUACGGCCACAAGAUAGUAGCGCUAGCCAAUUUGAUGCCUGUUGAUGAAGCGCAAGAUGAGCUUGACAGUUACAUGUAUCAAACAGUGGGGCACCAGAUAGUUGUUAGCUAUGCACAAUGCAUGGGGAUUCCAUUAUUUCGAAGACGGAUUCAAGGAUCUACCAGGCAUUACGGCCUUAACUACAAUAUGACUCCUGGGGAUGAGGUUGAAGAUAUGUUAAUUCUCUUAAAAGAAGUAAAACGGCAAAUUCCCUCUGUUUCAGCAGUCUCUUCGGGUGCAAUUGCAUCUGACUAUCAAAGACUGCGGGUGGAAAGUGUAUGUUCGAGGUUAGGGCUUGUUUCUUUAUCAUAUUUGUGGAGGCAGGAUCAGUCAUUGCUCCUUCGGCAAAUGAUAACAAGUGGAAUUAUUGCCAUCACAGUAAAGGUUGCAGCUAUAGGAUUAACCCCUUCAAAGCAUUUGGGGAAGGAAAUAAAAGACUUAGAGUCCCAUCUUCACAAGAUAAAAGAGUUGUAUGGGAUAAACGUAUGUGGUGAAGGAGGAGAAUAUGAAACUUUAACCUUGGACUGUCCCCUCUUCAGAAAUGCUCGAGUUGUGCUGGAUAAAUUUCAAGUUGUCUCACAUUCACCAGAUCAAAUAGCUCCUGUGGGGGUUAUUCAUCCCUUGGAAUAUCAUUUGGAGAAGAAGGUCUCUUUAUCUGCCAGUCAUAUUGACAGCAGCAACCAGGCAACUGUUGAAGAAUCUGAUUCAGUCUGUGAAGUUCUGGGAGAUUGCCCAGAUAUCUUGCAAGCCCCGUGUCCAAACAAUGAUGUGAUAAGUGACUUAGCUCUAGAUACAAAACAAGAACUUCAUAUCACAAAACCGAAAAAGGACAAUACCUUUUCCAUUGCGUGCUGGCUGCACGAUCCCUCUAAAAACUCAGCAGAUAUGCGAGAGGAUCUGCACUUGGUUUUAACAAAAAUUGAAUUGGUGCUUAUUGAACAUAAUUGCUCUUGGGAGAACGUUCUUUACAUACAUCUAUAUAUUUCCGAUAUGAAUGAGUUUGCAUUAGCAAAUGCUGAAUACGUGAAGUUCAUUACUCAAGAAAAGUGUCGUUUUGGUGUGCCGUCACGUUCUACUAUAGAACUUCCUCUAUUGCAAGCUGGUUUGGGGAGGGCGUAUCUUGAAGUUUUGGUGUCCAUCGAUAAUUCCAAAAAUGUUUUGCAUGUGCAAAGUAUUUCCGAGUGGGCUCCUAGUUGUAUUGGUCCAUACAGCCAGGCAACUUUGUAUAAGGAUGUUUUGUAUAUGGCUGGUCAACUGGGACUUGACCCACCAACAAUGUUACUUUGUGAAGGAGGUCCUGUACUUGAGUUUCAAAAAGCAUUAGAGAACAGUGAAGCUGUUGCAAAUUGUUUUAACUGUUCAAUAUCUACAUCUGCCGUUUCCAUGGUCAUUUACUGUUCAGCAUCUCUGAAUUCGUCAGAUAGAAUUGCCAUUGACAAUCAGAAAGAUGUCUGCCUUGCGCGAAUGAAGUCGCAGUUAAAUAGUAUAAGCAGGUCCAACAGGCCUGUAUUGGUUGGUCCUGUCGUUUUAUACGUUCUUGUUCCUGAUCUGCCAAAAAGAGCUUUAGUGGAAGUAAAACCCUUGCUUUACAGUGGAGAGAGUAUCGAGACUCCAACUGGUGUCACCAAAGAAGAUUUACUUACGAAACAAGCUUAUUGGGGAUUUCAGCAUGAAAGCUGGCAUAAUAGUUGUCUUCAGAAAUGUAUCAUCAGUGGAAGAAUAUGUUCAGCUGCCGUAUCUGUCACACAUGAAAUUUCCACGAAGAUAUGUUCUCAAACCACCGAACCCGCUUCCAACGAUUCACAAUGCAAUGACAAUACCGAAAAACAAGUAGCAACAACAGCAGAGUUCUGCAUCUAUCUUCUCGAUAAGGUCCUCCUAGAGAAUGAUUUCUCUUGGGAUGAUGUAAUGAAUUUGAGGAUCUAUUACACAUCAAGUGCGAAAACCAACCAUGGAACAUUGUUAAAAAUCUUUACCACUAUUUUCGACGAACUUUGUGAGAGGAGCGGGAGAAUCGACUCUGAUAAGGGGCCAAAUUUCAACCUUGUCCCUGUCUUGGGUGCUGGGACUUCAGCAAGCUCCAUGGACAAUAAUAUAUUAACAUGUGAGCUAUUUGCCAGGAAAUUUUAAGACAUGCUUUCGUACUCACAAAACACCACAAACACACACAUGUUAUGCAAUAUUUAUCUGCUAAUUGACAUCCAAUUUCGAAACCAGGUUCUCUCUUGUAUCAGGUAAUUAAUUAUACUCAGGCCAAUGUUUUCGUAUGUAUCAUUAUUGAAUUUGACUGUUUAUUUACAAAAAUGAUUUAUUUGCUCCAAAUUUCAUUUCUAUUGUGAGA